AUGGGUAGGCCUAAUGUACCUAUGGGCGGUAAAGUUUUUCUUUUGGGCGGAGAUUUUCGUCAGACCCUACCCGUUGUUCCUCACGGUGGAAGGGCGCAGGUCGUGUCGUCCUGCUUAAAGGCGUCGCCUUUGUGGAGGGCCAUGCGAUUUUGUUCUCUUUCUACGAAUGUUCGGGUAGGAGUUGCAGGUGACGUUGUUGGCGGAUAUGUAGGUGAUGACCGUUUUGCGGAAUGGCUUCUUCGUCUCGGAGAAGAUCGGAUCCCUCAUGAGACGUUGCCGUCGGUUCCGGGUGUACCUGAGGAUAUCAUUCGUAUUCCCGACUGUUUCGUUGUGGCCGACGUGGACGCGUUGCUCGAUUUUGUUUAUCCACAGGGUGUAUUCGAUGGAGAGGAUGUUGCUGAUCGGGUAAUUCUUUGUCCGACUAAUGCCGUCGUUAACGAUGUCAAUAAGUUGAUAGUUGGUAGGUUGCCGGGUGAGGCCGUAUCCUAUUUUAGUACGGACGUUUAUGAGGCGGCCGAGGAGGAUGACUUGCGGGUGCCUCAAGACUUACUCAAUUCUAUCACGACGACGUCCUUACCUCCGCACGAAUUAACUUUAAAAGUGGGAACGGUUGUUAUGCUUCUAAAUAAUUUAGAUAUCGAACAGGGUCUUUGUAAUGGUACUCGCUUAAUAGUUUCUACUUUGGGAGAUCACGUUUUGGAAUGUCGUAUUCUUACCGGCGAAAGAAGGGGAAGUGUCGUUUGGAUUCCCAAGGUGACGAUGAUCGGUCGCGAUAAUAUGUUACCGAAGGAAUUUAAACGAACGCAGUAUCCCAUGAGAGUGGCCUAUGCUAUGACCGUGAAUAAAUCUCAGGGUCAGACUUUUUCGAGAGUUGGUGUAUACCUUAAACGGCCAUGUUUUUCUCACGGUCAGAUGUACGUCGCCUUUUCUAGAGUCGAUUUAGAGGCGGAAGAAAAUAUACCAGUAACGUUGUUUAUACGACAGCGUCGUGUCACAAAUCCUUCCAAAGACGUUAGAAUUUCGGGAUUUCCAGCAAAAAAUUUGCUCCAAAAGAACUAA
Molecule: messenger RNA, 1059 nt
Organism: Anoplophora glabripennis (Asian longhorned beetle)
Lineage: Eukaryota; Metazoa; Arthropoda; Insecta; Coleoptera; Cerambycidae
Product: ATP-dependent DNA helicase PIF1-like
Exons: 2
Coding region: 1-1059 (352 amino acids)
Biological process (GO): telomere maintenance; DNA repair
Molecular function (GO): DNA helicase activity
Source: RefSeq, a predicted model, not a curated record